AUGGCCUCCCACGCUGCGAUGCUUCUGGAUCCCAAGGGAUCCAAAAGGCAAGCCCAGAGAAAUGGUAAUUCUUCCACUUUCUUUCCCCCAGCGAAUGAUAUCUCUCCCAUGGACCCCGUCCACGAAUACCCCAUGCGGCUCGAUCUUUCCGAAUUCCCAGGCUCACUUCCGGAAGGCACAGGAAAACAGCGAGCCAAUGGAUCGUCUCCUGCUUCUCCCAUGGCACCCCCAGGCACUGCAACUGCCAUACGCCUUCAUCAACCAACCGUUCCAAUGUUCUCAGAUCCCUCAGGCAUCUCGACUUCGGCUGAGAAGUCAGAACCCGACUUGACGGUACAGUUUGCCACCACGCAUGAUGAAGGUAGUGAAAGCGAUACCAAACGAAGCCAUCGCGAAAUCAGCGACGACGAAGGCGCCAUCCGCCGCCCCAAUCUGAUCGAAGAUGUCUAUGGCGUCGAAAAGCGGAAGCAUCAACCGGCAAAGAAAAUGAAAACAGGGCAUGAUUUGGAAGAGCAGCCGAACAUGACAAAAGCACCGGUCUCGAUUUCUGAUAAUAGCGGAUUGGGGAAGUGGAUGAAAGAAGACGAGGGGAAAACAGCCCCAAUUCCCACUGCACCCGCCGUAGUCGAUCUAACAGCAGACCUUGCGAACACACCCAAGGAAGAUGACGAAAUCCAAUGCACCGGCUCAGCAGAUCUCCGCGAACAGCGUGUUUGCUUCGGCAGGGUUGAAGGCGCAAUGAUUACUGCGCAUUUAGUCCCCAGACCGGGGGCCUGCAUCUCCAACGACUUCACAUGCGUUUGGCCAUCCAUCAAAAUAGACGUGCGCCGUGAGCCUACGAAAGGCAAAUUUAUCAUUGACGUUAGAGACCCCCACGGCCAAGUCUUUGGCACAGUUGACUCUAGAACGGCACAAGGGCUAUGUCCAAUCCUAGACUCACCAGCAACCCCCAUGGAUUUGACUGGCCUAUUGGAGACCCGGAGAGCAUCACCAAAUGAAGAAAUCUGGGGUCCCACGUCCGCGGUAUGGCGUGUGAGCCUCAACCUUUACGGCCUACGGAAGCACGCAGAGGUCAUUGGCAGAUUCCUCUCUCAACGCAAUAUCUGGCUAGGAAAUCCAAACAUUGUGGACAAAGGCGUGGCAGUUUUCAAUCCACACGCAGAGGUUCGACGCCAGCUUGCCGCAGCCGCCACACCCGCGCGCGCAGAUUCGCACUAUCGUUACGAAGUUCGAACUGCCGAAGAGGCCAACGAUGCAGUCAAGAAGAUGUUUGACCAGCUCACCACCGCUGACAUCCCAAUGAUGGAGCCGUCUCAUCAUAUCACUACGCCUCUGCUCCCUCAUCAGAAACAAGCCCUUUGGUUUAUGACAGAGAAGGAGAAGCCGCGCAAAUUUGGCCGGAAGGAAGCGGACAACAAUUCCUUGUGGCGAAUGGUUCCUGCAGCCAACGGGAGGAUAAAGUACCGUGAGAUCAUCAGUGGAAUGACUUUGGACGAGAAACCUGAGGAGGCCCUGGGUGGCCUGUUAGCCGACAUGAUGGGCCUUGGCAAGACUUUGAGCAUCCUUUCGUUGAUCACGGCCUCACUUCCAUUGGCUGAUCAAUGGUCACAGAUGGCUCCUGAUGCUACCCUUGCCCGUCAUGUCCCAGGAAUUCGCAACACGCGGACAACGCUCCUAGUCGUUCCAUUGAGUGCAGUGAGCAACUGGGUUUCACAGAUAACAGAUCAUCUCAAGCCAGGCUCGGUUACCUAUUACAUCUUCCAUGGCCCAAAUCGCACAUCUGAUUUCAAGCAACUUUCCGAAUUUGAUAUCCUCAUUACCACCUACAGCACCGUUCUCAGCGAAAUCGCGGGGCGUGGGGCCAAGAGUGGGAAAAUCAGCCCUUUGACGAAAAUGAACAUGUUCCGGAUUGUUCUUGAUGAAGCUCACGUCAUCCGAGAGCAGAAUGCGGCACAGACCAGGGCAAUCCUCAGUCUUCACGCUGAACGUCGGUGGUCGGUUACUGGAACUCCGAUCCAGAAUCGCAUGGAAGACCUUCUGUCUGUGACUAGAUUCCUGCGCAUCGCUCCUUACGACCAACGAAACCAUUUCUCACGUGUAACUGGCUCGGUCAAAACCGCGGACCCCGCUGGCCUCACCCAGCUGCGAGUUCUGGUGGAUUCAUUCACGUUGCGCAGAGUCAAGGACAAAAUCAACUUGCCGCCUAGAGAAGACAGGAUCAUCGUACUUGACUUCAGUGAAAAGGAAAAGCAAGUACAUGACUUCUUCCGCGCCGAGUCGAAUGUCAUGAUGAAUGUCAUUGCUGGGGAGCAUAGGCAAAAGAUGAGUGGCCGGAUGUAUCACCAUGUUUUGAAGGCCAUGAUGAUCCUUCGCCAAGUCAGUGCACAUGGAAAAGAGCUCCUCGACCUUGCGGACCGGGAGAGAAUCAAAGGAUUGUCUGUCCACGACGCGAUUGACCUGGAGGAAGGCGAACCCGAUGACACGCCUGCUGUUAUAGACAAAAAGGCGUAUGAAAUGUUCAGCCUCAUGCAGCAGAACUCAGUUCCCCGCUGUGGCAAUUGUGGCAGAGAACUUGAUGAACCUCUGAAUGCGGCUGGCAACGUCGCGCGUGAUUCUCCGAUGGCCAUCUUCCUGCCAUGUUAUGACGUCUUCUGCCCCGAAUGCUUCUCUCACUGCAAACCUGACAGUGCAAGUCCCGAGACCGUCAUAAGCUGCCCCCGGUGCGAGGCCCAGGUCCCCUUUAGAUUCUCAACCAUCAGUCCUGCUGGAUUUGAGGAAUACGAGACUCAGAAAGAAAAUGAUCGACAGACCCGCAUGAAAGGCAAGAAAUUCGGCGAUUACGAAGGACCGCAUACCAAAACCAAAGCACUGAUCCACCAUCUCAAGGAAAGUGUUGAGGCUAGCGAGAAGCUGGAAGGCGAGUCGCCCAUCAAAAGCGUUGUGUUCUCUGCAUGGACCUCGCACCUGGAUCUUAUUGAGAUCGCCUUGAAGGACAAUGGGCUCGAUGGGUUCACCCGGCUUGAUGGUACCAUGACACUCGCCGCACGCAGCAGGGCGCUUGAUGAAUUCGCCAAGAACGAUAAUAUCAAAGUUCUUCUGGCAACCAUUGGAGCCGGCGGUGUGGGUCUGAACCUGACCUCUGCUUCGCGAGUGUUCAUCAUGGAGCCCCAAUACAAUCCAGCUGCCGUGGCCCAGGCUGUUGACCGUGUUCAUCGUCUUGGUCAGACCCGCGACGUGCAGAUCUUCCAAUUCAUCAUGAAGAAUAGCAUUGAGGAGAAGAUCCUGGAACUCGCUAAGAAGAAGCAAGAGAUGGCAGACACGAGCUUGAAUCGUGGAAAGCCAGAUAAGGCCAAGCAGGAGGCUCGCAUGCGUGAAUUGCGCACUCUCUUCGCAUAA
Penicillium bovifimosum is the source of this 3396-nucleotide messenger RNA. RefSeq names its product DEAD/DEAH box helicase. The transcript has 2 exons. Bases 1 to 3396 code for a protein of 1131 amino acids. NCBI's taxonomy places the organism in Eukaryota, Fungi, Ascomycota, Eurotiomycetes, Eurotiales, Aspergillaceae. The record is from RefSeq and is a predicted model, not a curated record. Gene Ontology annotation, molecular function: ATP-dependent chromatin remodeler activity; ATP binding.